GAGAACGCCUACUGUGUGCGCGAUCGUGCGCAAGUGCCGACGGCAAGUGCGUUUCGUCGCGAUUCGUUCUCGUCGAACGUCAAAGUUCGGUUUCUAUUGUUUGAAUAGUGCGAUUCGUUGUGAAUUUCGUUGUGUUCAGAGUUGAGUGAAUGAUUGAGUGAAGCGUAUUGCGUACGCAGCACGCAGAGUUUUGGUGACCUUUUGGGAACACGAAGGAGUAAAAGAAGAGAAGAAAACGAGAGGAUUUUUUUUCGUUUUCCGAGAAAUGAAUGGAUAUAUUACCUGAUCCUGCUGUUCGUGUACGUAUAUUUGAGGGAGAAUUUUAACGAUAACCGCUCGGCAGGGCCACUGCACUGUCUCUUUAAGGAUAAAAGGACCUUCGGAAAACCAACAAAAUGAAGAUGGAUGAGUGAAGAACCGAGAACGGUUUAGGGUGCUGCGAUCAAGAUCCGCCGGGUUAAUUUUGAGUGUGUAACGCCGUUUGUUUACAACUGUCACGAUGCCGGAGAAAGAGACUUUCCACGAGCACAUGCAGGUUCAUCCGUUCCAUCACCAUGGCCAUCCACUGGCCGCGGCAGCUCACCACCAUCCCGGGCUGGCUGCGUCGCACGGAUUGGCUGCGGCUGCGGCCGCCGCGAACGGAGCCGGCGCCGGAUACAGCCCGCUGCAGCUUCCGUCGGCAUUCGUGGCCUUCCAUUCACAGCUUCCGUCGGUGGACCAACGGUCGGCUCACGAUGGCCGGUACAGCCUUUGGGAUCCAACAGGACCCCCGUCCUACCACCAUUCAACGUCCCAUGGACUGAGUAACAAUGCAAAUUUCGCAGAGUUGCAACUUUUGAGCGCCCGUCGAGCCGCCGUGGCCGCUGCCGUGGCCAGCGCAGAGGCCGCCGCCGUUGCCGCCGGUACAGUAUUACCUCACCACCACCAGCCGCCAGCGCCAGCGCUGGCCGUCCCCACCACAACGGUUUCCCCACCCGCAACCUCCGGGGCGUCCAGCAGCCCCGGGGGCCCCGAAGAGCCCCGGGUAGCGGCCGGACUGGGUCACUCUAGCCCGGGCCUGCCCACGACCAACGGUGGUCCCGGCAGUCCGCCGGGUGGGCAGCAGUCGUCUGCGGGACAGACGACGCUGCCCUCGGUGCCGGUGCCCCAUCCGGGAGACUUCCACCCGGCGUACAGGAUACCCGGCUACAUGGAGCAUCUCUACUCGCUGCAGCAUGCGUCGGCGUCGUUGCAUGGACUCGGUCUCACCUCGGAGUAUCUGAACGCGCGCAAUGCGAUCGCUGACCUGCACCCGGCCGCCAGCUCGCUGGCCAGUGCCGACUUUCACUUCAGCAUCGAUGCCGCGAGCCGGCUCAACAGUCCCCGGCCCGGAAGCAUACGGGCCAGCGUGAGCCGCAAGCGGGCCCUCUCCUCGUCGCCAUACUCGGACUCGUUCGACAUCAGCUCCAUGAUUCGGUACUCGCCGAACUCGUUGGCCUCGCUGGUGAACGCGUCCCGUAGCAGCAGUACCAGCGGCUCGUACGGGCAUCUGUCGGCUAGUGCGCUGGGACCGGCGCUAGGAGUUCACGCGGCCAUGCCUCCACAUCUGCAGCACUUGCUGCGGAGUAGUGGCUUCCUGCCGGGUCUACCCGGACAUCACCCGCCAACGGCCAGCAUGUUCUCGUUGCACCAUCCGCUGCAUCCGGGACAUUCUUUGACCAAGUUGCAGCAAAUCACCGAUCUCUCUAGCAAGAAGCAGGAACAACCGACCUCCUCGUCCAACCAGGUGACGCGACAAGAGGCGGACAGUGCCAGCAAUGCUCAGCAGAAGAAGUCCCGCGUCAAGCGUGAACCAACCCAGCACGUCCCAAUGCACAAGGGAAGUCCUCCGGCUAUGGUCACCUCAAACCAUCAGCUAAGCCCAACGUCAACGCAAAACGGCAUGACCAACGGCACGGGAACCUCAACGACGGCAGCUUCCUCCACAACCUACCACAACGGAACGCACCACGGGCUCAACCUCAGCCCAAUGCACACCAUGGAGAGCAACGGACUCGGCGGUGGCUGUGGAUCGAAGGUCGUCGACUCUACAGACCCGAAAGACGAACCGGGCGACUUUAUCGAAACCAACUGCCACUGGCGGGACUGCUCGCUCGAGUUCAACACCCAGGACGAGCUGGUCAAGCACAUCAACAACGACCACAUCCACGCCAACAAAAAGUCCUUCGUGUGCCGCUGGGAGGAAUGCUCCCGGGACGAGAAACCGUUCAAAGCGCAGUACAUGCUGGUGGUACACAUGCGACGGCACACCGGCGAAAAGCCGCACAAGUGCACGUUUGAAGGUUGCUGCAAGGCGUACUCCCGGCUGGAGAACCUCAAAACCCAUCUGCGAUCGCACACCGGCGAAAAGCCGUACACCUGCGAGUACCCGGGGUGUAGCAAGGCGUUCAGCAACGCGUCCGACCGGGCCAAACACCAGAACCGCACCCACAGCAAUGAGAAACCCUACGUCUGCAAAGCCCCCGGCUGUACCAAGCGCUACACCGAUCCGAGUUCGCUGCGCAAGCACGUCAAGACGGUGCACGGAGCGGACUUUUACGCGAACAAGAAGCACAAGGGCAACGGGCACCACCACGGCGAGGGAGACGACGGCGAGGGCUCGAACCACAUGUUCGACGGAAGCCCCCGGUCGGAGGACAUGCAGAGCGGCAAGACGACGAGCAUGAGCAGUCCGAGCAUCAAGUCGGAGUCGGACGCGCACUCGCCGGGUCAACCGCCGAUCAGCAGUCCGAUGUCGAUCUCGGCGCUCACUGCUGGGCUGGUGGACGAUUACGACGGUGGCAGCAUGCAGCUGGGCAGUCUCGGGGCCAUUGACGAUCCGGCGUGGCCGUACGCGGACGAGGAUUUGGAGGUCGCCGAUCUGCCAUACGUCCUGCGGGAAAUGGUUGACCUCGGUGGUCCGACCGCAGUGACAGCUGGUGCUCGUACUACCGGAAUUCCUCGGAAUCGGUUCAAGAACCGCAUCAACUACAAGGGUUCUCUGAUGAGUAAUCCGCUGUCCAACAUCCUGGAGAUCAACAGCCAGCGCCACUUUGGGCUCGUCGAGCUGAACCGGCGAAUUACCGAUCUCAAGAUGGAACCGGGCACGACUCCGCCACCGCAGCCAUCGCCCCUCGCCAAGAACAACUGCCAGACGACGGAUUUGGGUGGGUUGCGACCUCCACCGCCGCCGUCGUGCAACACCAACACGAUGAUGACGAACGCGUACCUGAACCCGGCCCAGCUACGGCGGGAUAGCAACAACAGCACCACGAGCAGUUCGUAUUACAGCAUGCGCUCGGCCGACAUCAGCCGGCGGAGUAGCCAAGCGUCGCAGCAGAGCUCGAUCUCGACGAUGCGCCCAAGCAGCUACUACAACUCGUCGUUCUACGAUCCGAUCUCACCGGGAAGCUCGCGGCGGUCCAGUUCCAUGUCUACAGCAACGAACGGAGGCCAGAGUUUGCCGCCGCCACCAUCCUCGCAUCUGAUCUCAACGCAUUUGCAGCGGUUCAACCAGAGUUCCAUGAGUCUCCAGCAACACCCCGGUGCGGGAGCUUCCCGGCACUCGAUCCCGAACAACAUGAGCGGUGGAAGUUACUACCAGCAACAGCAGCAGAUGCUUGGCCAGGUUGAUCGAAGGUUGUCGGAACCGGUCACCGGAAAUCACCACCAGCACGGAACCGGAUCACACUUUGGUGCUUACGGGUCAGGACCAGUGCGGUCAAACUCGGCUGUUCUCAAGACCAGUACGGUUACGUCGGGUGCAGCUGCGGCCGCAGCGACCCAGAAAGUUCCCUCGCCGCCAGCCAGCAAGUUCCACCCCAACCAGGAAGUCGUGUUGGACGAAGUCGAGGAAGGUGAGAUGGUCGAGAACAAGCUGGUCAUUCCGGAUGAGAUGCUGCAGUACCUUAACCAGGUCGCCGGAGGUCAGGACGCUCAGGCUCCGACUGUUCCUCAGGGUAUGUCGACGCCCAACUCGGAGAAGUCUCCACCAGGACCCGCGUCUCAGCAGCAACCCGCGUCCUUCACCCAACCCCAGUCCAACCUGAACAACGUUCUGAUGAGUCCCCAGUCCCAGUACAGCAACGACGACUGCAGCCUGAUGAGCAACGUAAUGUCCCCGCAAACCCCACAACACCAGGUCAUGUCUCCCAUGAUGCCAGAGGGAUCCAGCGUUGCUCCGUUGACACCGUCAAGCUACCAGCCAUCCCAACAACCCACUCCCGUACAGUGCCAGGUCCAGCAGAACUUUGUCAACCGACAAAACUUCUCCAACGGUGCCGCCACCUUCCCGCAGCAACCUCCAGCCCUGCGACAGAUCGCCUGCUCCAACCUGAUCGGCUACUUCCACCGAACGGACCAGAGCGCUCACCACUGCUGCCUGGCCAUGCUGAUGCAGGGUUCGCUCCACAUCAACCAACCCUCGGGCAGCGCCGCAGCCGGCCCAAGCAACCCCCAACAGUACAAAAAUCCCUUCAGCGUCAACUUCAACUCAACUGCACCGUCCGCAAAUCCCGUGGACGUCGAAAUCCAGUGCGGAGACAUCAGCCAGUCGCAAAUGUCCCCGGUCGUGGCCAAUCUGGCCGCCGCUGCCAGCCCUCGCCAACCCCAACCACAACCACCCCCAAAACCCAUGGAAAGCAGUCUACAAACUCCGCCACUGCCCUCAACUCCCACCGGGUUCGGAGAACCCGUUGUCGCCCCAAUCGCUCCCGCCCCGGUAGCGCCAGCGACCGCCAACGGCACCACCACCACCCAGUCCACGAUGGGCUCGGACACGUACCAGCGCACCCUCGAGUACGUCCAAAACUGCCAGAACUGGGUCGAGUCGGCUGCGGACAUGGUCAGCAGUAGCACCCAUCCGAGGGCUCCCGGAGCAGCCGCCGCUGCCACCGGUACCAACCCAGCUGCCGCGGCCACCGUCCCGCCGGCCACGUCCAACCUGGUCAUCAACGACAUGAGCACCUCACUCAGCUCGUACUUUGAGGAGGAUCGCUACCUGCAGAUGAUCCAGUAGUUUCCUGUUUCUUUGUUUUGUUUUGUAAACUCAGUUCUUCCAAAAACCCUCUGCCUGAGGUCUAAGGUCUCAUUGAUUGGGAUUUAUUAUUUUUGUUUGCGUGUUAUAUUUCUGCAAGGGUUGUUAACAACGAAACGUAGUGAUAGAGAUUUUUAGCGACCACCCUAGUUGGUGGAUGAACGCAGUGUUUUACUUUAAAUAAGAAAUAAUUUCCUCAGUGAUUGUGAAUGCAGCGAACGUUACGAUUUCAUUCAGUGUGUGCAUGUAAAGAGUGUGUAGAAAAAUUUACUAGCUUCUAAGUUGAACAAUUUACAUCGAUUUGGUGUAGACAUUUACUAGAAUUAAAUCGCAUAGCAUUUCCUAGCGCGUUAAGAUAAAUAAUUGUAAAAAGUAAAGACGACAGAUUUCUUCCAUUUUUUUUCCUGCUAAGUUUUAUUUUCAGACUGUACGAAAUAUGUUUAGACUAUAUUUUUUUUCUUCUCUACAUUAUACGCACUU
Messenger RNA from Culex pipiens pallens (northern house mosquito), 5533 nucleotides. RefSeq names its product transcriptional activator cubitus interruptus (gene ci). Gene Ontology annotation, molecular function: RNA polymerase II cis-regulatory region sequence-specific DNA binding; DNA-binding transcription factor activity, RNA polymerase II-specific. The record is from RefSeq and is a predicted model, not a curated record. Gene Ontology annotation, cellular component: nucleus. Gene Ontology annotation, biological process: regulation of transcription by RNA polymerase II. The transcript is spliced from 7 exons. Bases 500 to 5035 code for a protein of 1511 amino acids. Lineage: Eukaryota; Metazoa; Arthropoda; Insecta; Diptera; Culicidae.